AUUUGUCGAGAUUCCGAUCGCCGUGGAACCCAGUUUGAUGGCUUCGAGAGAGUAUUCCACCUGAAAGAGACGGCCCUCUGGGGAAAACGUGGACACACCACGGUCGUACUCGCUUCUUGUUAAGAACAUGGCUACUGUUUUGCUGCAAAAUGGUUUGGCCCAGGCUCUCCAAUUGCCCACCUUCUCCACUUCUACGUCUGAGCAUUAUCACUAAUCAUGGUGAGGGCAAACCGAUUCUGAGAAGCUGCGACAUUCAUGCGAGAAAGGAACGGGGUAGAGUUGGCGCCGAGGAAAAGCAGGUCGAUCGGUGCCAUCUCGGUUUCGCUUAUGUAAGCAGCGUCCGCCGCCUUGUUCUGCUUACGUACGCGGCCCCCACCGCCAGUGACGGAAACUGCUCCCUUGCGUAAUCAGACCUACAUUGCAUGAGAGCAUACUGUC
Molecule: messenger RNA, 438 nt
Organism: Pichia membranifaciens NRRL Y-2026
Lineage: Eukaryota; Fungi; Ascomycota; Pichiomycetes; Pichiales; Pichiaceae
Exons: 1
Coding region: 150-407 (85 amino acids)
Source: RefSeq, a predicted model, not a curated record